Molecule: messenger RNA, 1309 nt
Organism: Cynara cardunculus var. scolymus (artichoke)
Lineage: Eukaryota; Viridiplantae; Streptophyta; Magnoliopsida; Asterales; Asteraceae
Exons: 4
Coding region: 1-1149 (382 amino acids)
Source: RefSeq, a predicted model, not a curated record
AUGGUAGUUGUGACGAUGAUGGUGGUCAGGUGGCUGAGACCUGUGGAUGGAUAUGACGACAAUAAUAGUGACAUGAUGUUUAGUGUAUCAUAUUCUCAAGUUGCUGUUCGUGCUAAAACUCCGUAUCUUGAUGGGUUUCUUGCGAAUGGCAACUUCGAACAAGGGCCACAUUCUUCAAACAUCAAGAAAACAGUGAUCAUUGGAAAAUACUCUUUACCCAAAUGGGAAAUCUCGGGCAUGGUGGAGUACGUCUCUGGUGGGCCCCAACCAGGUGGGUUCUACUUUGCGAUCCCACGUGGGGCCCACGCAGCAAGGCUUGGCAACGAAGCCACCAUAUCCCAAACGAUCACCGUGAAGGUGGGGACGACGUACUCCCUGACGUUUGCGGCCACGAGGACUUGUGCUCAAGACGAGAUGCUAAGAGUCUCGGCUUCUGGCCAAUCGAGCGAUCUUCCCAUUCAAACUUUGUACAGUAGUGAUGGAGGAGACACUUAUGCCUUUGCUUUCAAAGCUACUUCAAACAGGAUCAAGAUCACUUUUCAUAACCCUGGGGUUCAAGAAGAUCCUGCUUGUGGACCCCUCUUGGAUGCCAUUGCAAUCAAGGAGAUGAUUCCUCUAAGAUAUACCAAAGGAAACUUGGUGAAAAAUGGCGGUUUUGAGAACGGCCCGCACGUGUUCAAGAACUACUCGACCGGAGUCCUCCUCCUCCCCAAAAUACACGACAUCGUUUCCCCACUCCCUGGAUGGAUCGUUGAAUCGCUCAAACCAGCAAAAUAUAUAGAUUCCAAACACUUUUCGGUGCCAAAGGGACUUGCUGCUAUCGAGUUGGUAGGAGGUCGGGAAACCGCGAUUGCACAGAUCAUUCGUACCGUGCCAAACAAACUCUAUACGCUGUCGUUCACCAUUGGAGAUGCGAAGAACGACUGCCAUGGAUCGAUGAUGGUGGAGGCUUUUGCAGCUAAAGAAACUGUAAAAGUAAAACACGAAGCUCAAGGAAAGGGUGGUUUUAAGUCCGCUAGUCUCAAGUUUAAAGCCAUUUCAACGAGGACAAGACUCACAUUUUACAGUGCGUUUUACCAUAUGAAGCUCAGUGACUACGGGCAUCUAUGUGGUCCGGUCUUGGAUGAUGUCAAGGUUUUGCCUUUCUAGAAACAAGUGAUGAACUCCAUGAAUUCGCAAUUGGAUCUUGCAUACUGGUUUCUUAUGAUACAUUUAUUCAAAUAUGUAGAGAUUGAAUUCGACGGUAAAAUAGUUUUGGUUUACGUUUGGUCGUUGAGUUAUUAAUUGAAAAGAUUAUUGUAUAUCGGUC